AUGAACUAACCUUCAAACAUCAAUUUUACUGCCAUCUCGUAAUGUAAUUAAGGAACCGAAAUGAGUGACAUGGUACAGUUUCAGAUGUAUGAAAUUGAAGUUACAUUUUCAAAAAUAUAAAAUUGAAAUUAAUGACAACAUGAUUUCUGUUAUCGCCUUGUAACUUACAGUGUUGGAAUGAGAGUAAUUCCUUUACGUAACGAGAGAAUUCAGUCGUAAUAUUUUUAGUUCGUUUGCUUAUAACCACCACAUAACCGAAGCAUUUCAAGUCUUAAUGGUCUUAAUCGAGUUUGUUGUCAAUGUUAAAUCGUUGUGUUAUGGUGGCAGGGACAUUAUGUAGUGAAAAGAAAAGUAAAUUGUAUUGUAUUACCAGUUGUUGAGUAUAAAUAGGCUAUUGUGUGGAAUACUGAAAAAGAUUCUUUUUGCUCUAUAGUUAAGAAGUACGUGAUUUAUUUGUGCCACUAUAUAUAGAAUAGUGGUGUUUAGAGAUUGUUGGUUAACAUGAAGUAUGUGCGUGUGUCUUGCAAAGGAGAUAGCUUACUUUGAACUCCAAUAAUGGAUGUGGCAGAAUCAGACGCUGAUGGGAAUUUAAAUAAUGAGAAGGAAGGUGAAGUGUCAUCAACAUGCAGUGAUAGUCUUCCAGCCAGUGCUCCUACAACUAGCCUUGCAGAAAUUAUAGGUGACUGCGAUGCUCCCUCUUCUUUAAUACAAGAAGAAAUUGUUCAUUCUGAUUCACCUGAUACAUCAGGAGAGAUGCGUGUUAGAUCAGAGGCUGAACAGAGUUUGUUGAGUGAUGAUACAGAACAUGUUGCUACAGUACAGAGUCUAAAUACUGCUGCUGUAGAACAAGAAAACCUUCAAGGUGUAGAUGCAGAAAUGUUUCAGCACUUACCAGAUGAAAGUAUAGAGUUGCUUCAUAUUAGUGAAGAUAGUGAAAUUGUCCUACUUGAUGAGAAUGUUGUAAUUUCAACAACAUCAGAACCUACAACUUUUAUAAUGUCAUAUGAAAACCAAGAAGAAAUGCAAGGUGCAGAAAUGUCUACCACUAAUAAUAAGGGGUUCCAGUUGGCGAUUCCACAGUCAGUAAAUGUUUCGUCUGCAAAAACCUCAGACAUUGUUGAAGCAGGUGAUGUCGUAUGUAAUAAAACAAGAAUGUACACUUGGAAUCCUGACAGCACAACUGUUGAGACUACAGAAGAAAGUAGUGAUAAAAAUGAAAUCAUAUCUUUUACUGAAGAAGAAGUUUCAACAACAGAAGAGGAUGUAGGAAGUGUAAUUUCAACAAGCAAUGUUGUCACACCUGUGAGUGCAUCAGGAGAAAAUACACCAGUUCCCAGUAUCACAAAGGCAAAAUCUGUUUCAGGAGCACGUACUCAAGACAUUGUCCAAGACAUGGAAACCUCUCAGAGCCACAUAGAAGGUUCUGUACUGAAUGAAACUGCACCACAGAAUUCAGGUAUUUCUACUACUAGUAUGAAGGAUAUUUCUCGGCGAAAAAGGAGAUGGGACCAGGUUAAGUUUGUUAUGGAAACUAGUGCCACUGAACAAGCAGGUUCUGACUUUCAAGCUUCAGGUCCAGAGAGACAGAUAUUUAAUAUUUUGUCUCAACCUUCCACCAGCAAACAAGAAUCUCAUGUUACUGUUCCUGAACAGUCUGUGUGUACUUCCAAAAAACCCAAAGAAAAUAAUUCUUUGCCAAACCAAAUACAAGACUGUGUGUCAUCCAGCAAAGAUGUAGACAUUGUGACUGAACUGUCAGCAUCCGCAGAUAUUUUGACAGGACAUCAGGAGAGUGAUAUAGACACAACAACAAAUGUUCAUACAGUGCCACAGUUGUAUUCUGCUCUUGAUUUAAUUAAAUCAAAUUACUGCUCACCUUUUGAUGAUGAAAUUCCUUCUCCAGGCUCUUCCACUCAUGAAGACCAGAAACAUAUUCAUGAUUCUACAAAAGAAACAGAUGAAUGUAUUACUAGUAAUACUUCUUUAAAUGAUAGUUUAAAAAUACUUACUAAAGACCAAAGUAGCAACUCAGCAUCUUCAGAAGGUCAAACGAAAAAAGUAAUUUCAAGUUCUGUUACAAGAGAUGAAAAUUUGGAAGGCAAAACUUCUGAAAAUAAAUUAAAAGGGAAUGUUAAAAUUUCUGCAUCUUCACCUGGUCUCUCUAAAGAAAGCAAAGAAAAAAAGGAAGUAGUGGUGUUGGAAAAGACAUCAGCAGCUGCAGGAAGUAACUUGCACCAGCCUACUGCUUCUGUGGGGCAGGCAGACACUGUGUUAAGUACAGUAAGUACCAGAACAACUGUGAAACAUUAUGCAAGACAGCAGACCUCAUUAGCUAAACAGAUAGCUACAAGCUGUGGAAAGUCAUCUGUAGAUUCAAGAACAAAUUUAGUAGAUGUGAAGGAAAUUAUCUCCUCAAACAAAAAUUCUUCAGUACUAGUAGCAGCAGAAGAACGUGCAGAUGUUGGUUGUCUUAUGGUUACAGAACCAGUCACAAGGCAGAAAGAUUCAUCUGCUGUAACAGAUGUAUCUGCAAUAAAACAAGAACCAUCUGGUGUCACAGAAGCAAGUGCAGGAAUACAAUCUUCAUAUGUUACAAAAUUACCAACAUCAGGAAAAGAACCUCUUACUGUUAUCACAGAAACUCUACUUACCACAGAAGAAUCAUCAAUUGUCACAAAAUCAGCAUUAUCCCAAGAAAAGUCUUCAGUUCUUGUUGAAACAUCAACAGGAACAGAUUCUGUAGAUGACAUAAAAGCACCAAUAUCAGGGCAGCAAUGUUUGAUUCUUAUGGAUGUUCUAACAGGAAAAGACAGUGAAAAACAAAUGAAAGAGAAAGAUCCUGUUGUCACUAUUGAAACAUCAGUAAAAGGAACGGAAACUGUGGUUUGUAUGACAGAAGGGCAGAAAGUAAAAGAAAAACCAGACGAUGGUAGGAAAGUUUCAACAGAAGAACAGGAAUUUUCAGUUCUUGGUACAAAACUAUAUGUGAUAGGUGAAGAAACUUCAGUUGCUGAACAAAUGCCAAUGAAGGAGAAAAAGAAUGCACAUUCUACCACUUUAACACUAGUGAAAGAAGAGGAUGCUUCAUUUGUUGACACAAAAUUAACACCCAUGGGGAUGGAAGAAGCUUCUGAGAAUAAACAUCCUUCGGUAAAAGUGAAAGAGUGUCCAGCCAAUGAUGAAAAGAUCUGUGGUAUACUGAGAGGAACUUCAGGAAUUGACUUGCACAGGCCCAAAACAGAAACUGAAAUAUCAGUCAGGCAAACAAAAAUGAAGGAAAGUGAAUCUUCACCCACUCAUUUUGAAGUAAAGGAAACUUCAGCUGCAUCAAGGUCAGGGGAGGAAUCUUUGGUUUCUGAUGCACAAGCAACUUUGACAGGUAAUAAGCAACUACCAGAUAAGGAGGAGCACACUGAAAUUAUUCAUGAAUCUUCUAAAAAAAUGGGAAUUAUUUCUUCUGAAACACAAAUCUUGAUUAAGGAAGAGGGCAUUGAUGUGACUAAAACAAGAAUGUCAACAGAAAAUGAAGGUAUUUCAUAUAUUGGUCCACAAUUUCUGGAAAGAGGCAAAGAUAUUUCAAGCUUAGAAGAACAAGUAAAGGAGAAAGAAACUUCAACUGAAGCAAGAAAACAUAUUGCACUUACUGCUGUGCAGAUGCCGGUAAUAAAAGAGGAAACCAAUAUUACUGACACUCAUACACGGAAAAAAGAUAUGUCCCUUGGCAGCCCAGAAGCACUAGAGAAAGACUGUGAAAAUGUAAUGGAGGUUCCAGAAGUAAAUACUGUUACAGCUGAUCAGAUGCUAUCAAGAAAUAAGGACAAAGAAAUUAUUAGAAAAAGAUUAGCCGAAGUAAUAGCUAGGCAGAAAGUUCCAACAGAUUCUAAUAGCUGUGGGCCAGGGACAACUGCUAUGAAGACACAGACUGUAACAGAUAAAGAAUUUCCAGUUUUAGCUGAAAAUCUAGCAGCUGCAAUGAAAGAGACAAUCAAAAAGGCAAUUUCAAGGAUGCCAGAAAAGUCGUACUCGGAAACAGUAGCCCCUGAGCACACUUCAGCAGCAGAUAUGCUCUUACCAUUAGAAGCAGACGUUGCAGUAAUGCAGGAAGCAGCUUCAUCAGCAUCAACAAUAUUAUCCACUGAAUCAAACAAAGAAACAACAGACAUAUCUCUUAUUGAAGGUUUGGCAAAAAUGACAGAAUAUCCUACUGUUGAAGAAAACCUUACAUCAGUUACUAGAAAACCUCCCCUUUCUCUUAAUCUUUCAGCAAAGACUGAGGAUCCAUUGCAUAAAAUAGGUACAUCAACUACAACAGAUUCUAACCUGACAGAGAUUUCAGUGUAUGCAAAAGAGGCAGUAUCAAAAGCAGAAACUUCAUCAACCAAACAAACAAUUUUUAAACAUGACAGUACCGUAACUGAAAAUUUGAUUUUAUCAGAAGAUGUAGGUAAAGGAGAGAAAAUGCCAAGGAAAAAUCUUGCAGUUGAAGGUAAUACAGGAUCAUCACGGAAAGAAAGACAGAAGUUGACUGAAAGUUCAGGUGCAGUUACUAAUGAAGGACUGAAGCCAUCUGUGUCACCUGCAACCAAACAGAGGGUUAAACUGGUCCGUCCUGUCUUAUCAAGGCCAAAGGAAGUGAGUAAACCUGAACAUUCCUCAUCAUUGGCACCUACAGAAGUGACAAAACCAGGCCCUUUAAGCUCUCCAACAUUUAAAAAUACUGUCACAGAGAUUGCCAUGAGUUCAUCCCAAAAGGAAUGUAAACAAAUUAAAAUGCCAGACACUGUCCACAGUGUAUCAUCAACAGAAAGAAUUAAGACUCCUGCAGGGGAACUUAAAGAAGAAAACCUUCCAAGUAAAGCUCUCUUAAAAGAAUAUGAGCAGUCUGAAUUCCCAACAGUUACUGAGUCAAAAGAGAUUGAGCAUCUGGACAUAGCUACUAAAAUCCUGACAAAGAAAGUGGAUAAUCCAGAUGGUUCACAUACAAUGAAAACAACUGAAGUUCUGAAAACUUCAGGUUUGUUAGAAGACAAUAAACAAUCAGGAAAAGAACAGUCAAGUUCAUUUUCUGUGAAAGAAUCAAUUGCAGUGGCAGCAGAUGUUCUGAAGUCAACAUAUUUCAAGCAGACAUCAAAAGAAAUUACACAGUUAGAAGUUGAAACUUCAUCACCUACAAAUGUUCAAUGUUCAGAAACAUCACAGUCAACACUUCCAGCUUCUCUCACAUCAGAAGAUAUUAAAGAUUCAGUAGUUCAGAAUGUGACUAAACCAGAAAGGGAUAAAUGUCUUGAACAACCGGGAUUGUUACUACAAAAAGACAGUGGCGUGCCAGAGAAAGAUGAAUCAUCCUCUGUACUUAAAUUACAAGAUGAUUAUAAGGAUAAAAACAGAGUUAGUGAGUCUCUUAAGAAACCAAAGCUGAUACGACACACAACUUCUGGAUCUAACAUAAAUAAGACAAAGUUAACCGUUGAAGAAACCUUUGCAAAAGAAGGCCUAAAGGCGAUUAUAAUUAAACAGCAUGCUGAACAAAGCUCAUUGUCUGAAAAGAAAGUCCAUGAAAAAACGUUUUCUAGCAUUAAAACUAAAAUACUAGCCAACCCAGAUGAUAGUACAACACUUAUCAGUUCCAGUAAUGGUGCAGGAAAUCAGGAAAGUAAUGUACAAAAUAUAUCAGAAGCACACAGAAUGGAAGUAACUGCGGACACAGUUGACCCAUCAAGUAGAAGUGACAAGGAAAGAUGCCAGUUAAAUGUCGGCAGAAAAGAGACAGAAAGGGAACCUGUACAUGGAAUUGUAGCAACCAACAUAGAAACAUCUGAAAUAGGCAUUCCGCAUUCAACAAAUUUUGGAAUCCCUAAAGAAGAAUUUAUUUCUACAGCACAAAUCAGAGAGUCCAAAGAGGAUGUGUUUCGCAAUGAUAAAAUUAAUACAGAUGAUGCAAAUUCUCCAAAUAAUAAAUCAGAACAAAGAGGAGAAUUAGUUACUGUACAAUCUCAAUUCAAAAUAGAAUCUGGAAAGAUAGACACAGAGAAUGUUUCAUGUUCUACCAAUAUAGCAGAAGUCAGUGCAGAGGUCUGUUCUGAACAAACUGAGAAUACUAAUGGAAGUAUGUCUGCCCAAUCAGGAACAUCAUCAGUAAUGCUGAAGAAACCAGCAUUUGGUAUGAAAAGUGUUUUAAUACCUGAAUGUUCAAGAAGCACAGAUAAGAUGACACUAAGACUGGAUACUGAGGCUCUAAAAGUAGAUGAUGAAGUAUUAAAACCAAAAGUAGUUGAAGUGAUACCUGCGGAGGAUAUUAUUUUAGAACAAGAAGCAGAGGCAGAACUAGUUAAAGGUAAUCUCCAAUUGGAAGAGUCAAAGGACAGAUGUGGUCAAGAAGUAAAGUUGGGUAGAUUUUCAGCUGAAAAGAAAUCAGAAAUAUCCAUUAACAUAUCAAAACCCAGUGCAACAAAAACAUUGGACAUAGAAGAAACAAAAUCUUCCUCUGAAUCAAAAUCAGACAAAAAUAUUAAACAAGACAAAAUUAUUCUAAAAAUUACUAAAGAUAUGACAGCAUCAAAAGAAUCAAGUUCAGCUGUGAAAGAAUCACAACCAGAAUCGAAGUCACAGUAUUCUGAAAGUAUUUUGAAGGAGGCUACAGCAAAUACAGUAGCAGGUAGUAAGCCAGAAACUUCUAUAGAAUCCAGAGUACUGUCACCAGACUCAUCAGUAAUUUCUAAAGAACGUGCAAAGGUGGAGAAGUUAACAUUAAAACUUAACAAAGACCCUGUUUCAGAUUCAUUCACCAAAGAUGGAACAAGUUCAAAAUCAUCUUGGACUUCAACAGUUUCAUCAAAUAUAGGACUAUCUGAAACACCCAUCUCACCAAAACAUGAAAAUAUGAACAUGAAAUUAAAAAAGGAUUCUUCUUCUAUGUCAUUUAAAGCUACUUCUAUUGCAGGUAAUACUGAAGUAUUGCCCAGAACAGAAAAUGCAGAUGAAGGAGCCAGAGUUGAAAAACGGACAUUAAAAUUAAAAAGGGAUGUUUCAAAGGUAGAAGAUACUCAAAAAGAAUGUGUAGAGGAACCAAAGUUAGAGAAAAUAACUUUAAAAUUUAAGAAAGACCCUGCUCAUCCAGAUAUUAUAGUUGCAACCACUUCCAUGGUAAUGCCAAAUCCAGGAGAAGUAAUAACAACACGCUCAUCUGGAAUUGAGCAGGUAGAAACUGUAGCCUCAUCUGCAUUGCAGGAUGAAAGCAAACCUCAGAAGAUUACCUUGAAGUUAAAGAAAGAUGGAGCAAAGCAAGAAACAGUUACUGUAUCUUCGGAAGAUGUACCUCAGGACACCUCUGCUAUUCCAGUCCAGUCAGCAGAAAUUAAAUUACCAGAAAUUGAAGAUGUGUCUGCAGAUAAGGUCACUCAAAGAUUAAAGAAGGAUGGAUCUAAGUCAGAGGCACUUGCUCUGCCAUCUAAAGAGAGUAUCAGCCAUGAAACGACUAUUAUUCCAGUCAAGUUGAAAGAUGGAAAAAUCCAAGAAAAGCCUAUUUCACCUCAUUCAAAAUAUAAACCUGCAAUAGAAAAGCUUACUUUAAAAUUAAAGAAAGAUGAUACCACAGCUGCAGCAUCUAAGGAAGAGGGUCAGCCUGAAACUACAGUGACCAGAGUUAAGGCAUCAGAAGUUAAACAGUCCAAUGAAAAUACUUCACUAGGCCGCAGAAUUGAACCUUUGGUUGAGAAAAUAACCUUAAAAUUGAAGAAGGACACUACAAAACCUGAAACAGCCAUUUAUCCAGAAACAAGUGUCACACAGGUAAAGACAGCAGAACAAUUAAAACCUGAAGCAGAUGCUUCUGUAUCACCUAAGGAAGAUCCUCUUGUGGAAAAGAUAACUUUAAAGUUAAAGAAGGAAGGAGCUAAGCCUGAUACUAUUAUGACUUCUAAGAGACCAUCCAGUCAUGAAACUACAGUUACGCCAACUAAGAUUACUGACAUUAAACAGAAGCAGUCAGAAGCAAGUGUUCCAUCAUUAACCACAGAAAGCACAGUAGUAGAAAAAAUAACACUGAAGAUAAAAAAGGAUCCAACAAAACAAGAAGUAAUUCCAGUAACUGCAAAACAGGGACCAACAAAGUUGCCAAAAGGAGGAACUUCAGUUCAACAAGAAGAACCCAAACUUGAAAAGUUAACUUUGAAACUAAAGAAGGAUGCUAUAAAAUCUGUUAUGUGUGGGAAAGAAGUGGAACCAUCAAAACAACCUGAUAUAAUAACUAAAUUGGACUUGGUUGCUAAAGAAGAAAACAAAGUCGAAAAACUUACUCUGAAGCUGAAAAAAGAUUCAGGGAUUUCAGAAAUAAUUACUGGAAAGAAAAUACCAGAGCAAGGAUCAGUCUUAGUAGAUGUUCAGAGCCCAGAAGAGUCAGUUGUAGUUUCAUCAAAAGAAGAAGGGAAAGUAGAAAAGUUAAUGUUAAAACUUAAAAGAACAGACCAUCCUGAAGGAGAUCUGGAAGUAAGUAGUACACAAACAGAAGAAGAGAAAUGUGAGGAUUCAGCAGGUACUUCAAUCACAAACGAAGGAAAAGUUGAAAAAAUUACUUUAAAACUUUGGAAAGAUUUAACAAAAUCUGAAGAAUCAGUUUUUGCAACUCCAAAAGAUACUGGUGAGGCUCAUGGUGCAUCGGAUCAUCUGAUUUCAGGAGAUCAGGAAAUUAAGUUGUCAGACGAAACAUCUUCAGAGGGAGGAAAACCAAAGAAAAUAACACUAACUCUUAAAAAAGAUGCUGCUUGGUCUGUGAAGAGGAAAAUUGGAUCAGACUGUUGUGACAAUUCUGAGCAAACGAGUAGUGACGAAAUUAACAAACUUGCCACUGAAGAUCAAUUUGCUGAAAUUCUUCCAAAACGAGCCAAGAUAGAAGAAAUAGGUGCUUUUGAAAAAUCAGAAAGUUAUGUAACCUCAUCUGUGGAACCUGUUAUUGAAAUAUCGAAAGUUUCUAAGGAACACUUUUCUGAACUGGAGAAAUCUGAAACUAUUAUGGAAGUGAUAAAUAAAUUAGACAUUGAAGAGAAACACCUACAGAGACCUCAGAAGGAUUUCAGGAGACAGUCGCUAGAGAGCAGAAGGCCAGAAGAGGAGUGCCCUGAUAAAAGAAUUAAACUUGAACAUGAACUGAAAAGUGAUUCAAAAUCAGAACAUAAAAUGCCCAAGUCACAAAAUAAAGAAUCUAUUUUUCAACAUGAUCAGGGGGUCAGUUCUCAAAUUUCACAUUCAAAGCUGGAGUAUAAAAGGAUGAAACAAGGAGAAAUAUUUGAGCAAACAGCUGUUGAAGGAAAACUAAGAGAAAUAUUGUCUAAAAUAGGUCCAAGAACAUCUACUAUUAUGAGUGGUGAUUUGUCAAUAAGGUUUGCUCCGAUCAAAACACCAUCCAGUGGAAAGUUAUGUGUAGUGUCUGAUGUGUCUGUAACAAGCUCUCACACUGAAAUGAUGGAAGUAAAUGUAUCCAAUUCAACUGGAUCUGAAGAUGUGCAGUUUUGUAACUCUAAUAUCAUGCAACAAUCAGCAAGCACCAGUAAACAUUGUGGUGAAGCGAUAGGGGAAGGGUCAAGUUCCCAAGAUGUGUUGAUCAUCAAAGAGGAAAACCAGCCCAAUAGUUCAGUACACAUGAGUGCUGAAAAAAUGGUAGAUGUUGGGAUGGUUGUACCAGACUACCAUACAGAAAAUAUUAUUACAGAGAAAUCUCAAGAGGUGAAACCUGCUGAAACUGAAAUUGUGAAGACAGAACCAAAGAAGGGACGUGGACGGCCUAGGAAAACGGCUUUGGUCCCUAGCGUUAUUCCUGUAAUUGAGCCCCCUCCAGAGCAGGUAUUAAGACCUAAAAGAAUGUGCAGAGGAAGAGAAAGGCCACCAGUUGUAGUCAAAGUGAGGAAACCAAGAACAGGAAAAGCUCCUGGCCGUAAGAAAAAGAUUGUGGAAGAAAUAAAACCUGCACCUGAAAUGGAACAUCCAGCCAAAGUUUCUACAUUAUCAGAGAAAUCUUCUGCGUCAACCAAACUUUCUACUUCAGUAGAUACCAUUGAUCAUCUUGUUUCAUUCCCUGUCAUUGAACAACCUGCUCUAGCAGUUAAAAGUAGGCAGGUAUUUCCUGUAAUUCCUGCUGAUCAGUCUAGAUCAAUUACUCCUGCUGAGCUUCAUGUUCCAUCUAGUUUUGAUGAGCCACCUAUAAAGACUCCUUAUGCUCUUGAACAUCCCUCUUCUUCUGAUUCAGUAAAGGCAUCCCCACCAGUAUGCAUUAUAGCUGAGUCAUCUGCUGAAGUGAACUCUUUAACAGCUCCAGCUGAAAUGCUGUCAACGCCUGAAAUUACUCCUAGUCCAUCAUCACCAUGUCAUACCACAAGUGUUAGCACUGUUCAGGUAUUUGAAGAAGAAACAAGAAUGAGUGCAGAAAGUGGCAGCCGCUCACAGACUCCUGCUCACACAUUACCCCCUGCAGGUGGAGCUGAUGGACCAGGUGAAGAAUCACAAGGUAGUGCAAUUAGCACAGCGACAACUGAAAGUGUGAAAAAGAAGGGGCGUGUGGAAAUAGGGGAUGGACAAAGUAGGGAAUUCACAGUGGAGCAAGUGGUCGAGUACCAGUGGCCACUGGAAAAGGGUGGAGAGAGUCUGAUGAUACAGGAGCAGAUCUCAGAAUAUUUAGGAGUAAAAUCUUUCAAGAGGAAGUAUCCUGACUUGAAGCGACGUAUAGUGGAAGCAGAAGAGAAGGCAUACCUAAGAGAGAAAGGUCUUGUUACAGAAUCGUUGUGUGACUUAGGGCUGACAGCAGUAAACAGUUCUGAAAUUCUGGACAUCAUGUAUUCAGAUUUCCAAGAAAAAUAUGAAGAGUAUCGUCGCUUCAUGAGGGAUCGUCAGACCAAGGAUUUUACAACCAAGCCGAAAGGUGUCACAUCUGCCACAAAUGUUGAGAAGAAUAAAUUGGAUUACAAGGAUAAAGCUAUAAGAUCGGCUGCUACAUGGAAUUCGACUUUUAAUCGGUCCCGUAGAGAUCAGCGCCGAUGCUGUUUUGAUCUUCAGAGCUUCACCAUUCAUUAUCCCUACAACAAACGUGUUAAAGCUCUUUCCAAAGAACCAACUAAACCAGGACCAUACCCACUGUCACUCAUCCCUGGCCAGUAUACCGACUACUAUAAGAGCUAUACUCCAACAGAGCUGCGGUACUUUCCACUGAGCACAGUUGUGUAUGGUCCAAUGAAGCCCAACGAAAGGCAAGAACCAGGUGCUUGUUCUGAUCUCAGUCAGUCAGACUCUGAUGAUUCAAGUUCAUUUGAUGACUCAAGUAGCACAUCGAGUGAAGAGACUCAGGACACGGAGGAGACGGGUUCAACAACUGGUGAUGCAGAUCCUGAAAACAGUCAGGAUCAGUCGAACCAAGAAUCUGGAGAUAAGGAUGGUGAUAAGGACCAGACAACUUCUGUCAAGGUGAAGGAGGAGAAGAAGGAUAAGGAUCGUGAAGGAGCAAUUUGUAAAGUAUGCAGUGGAGACCACACCAAGAACAAGGAUGGCCAUCCAGAGGUUCUUAUUCAUUGUGCACAGUGCACAUCCAGUGGUCAUCCAAGCUGUUUGGACCUCACCCUGGACAUGGUCCCUCAUAUCAGACGGUAUGAUUGGCAGUGUACAGACUGCAAGACCUGCAUCCAGUGUAAAGACCCAGCUGAUGAAGAUAAGAUGCUGUUCUGUGACAUGUGUGAUAGAGGGUAUCAUAUAUACUGUGUCGGACUGCGUCGAGUUCCAAGUGGUCGAUGGCAUUGUAAGGAGUGUGCGGUGUGUGGUUCAUGUGGGACACAGGAGCCAGCAGGAAACAAUCCAGACACACCCAAUGCCCAAUGGCAGCAUGAGUACAAGAAAGGCGAAAAAGGAACUCGUGUUUAUGCCCAGACUCUCUGCGUCCCUUGCUCAAAGCUGUGGCGUAAAGGUCGCUACUGUCAACUGUGUUGGCGUUGCUAUGGAAACAAGCCUGAUGAGGAAGAUGGGCUUAUCAACUGCAGUGUCUGCGACAAAUGGAUGCACGCAGAGUGCUGUAGUGCAAUUGGAGGUAGUGAAGUGGAUAGAACAUCAAAUUUCUUGUGUGAGAUUUGCCAGGAGAAAGGACAAGCUAGGUCUCCUGCUAUAAAGAUGACUCCAAGGUCAAUACUGAAAGUAUGAAAGUACACUGGAUAUGCAGCUUGGUGGAGAUGAGUUUGUAAUAAAAAGGACAUCAUUAUUUGUUCAAAUGGCACAUACUUAUAGCUUAGGUGAAGAAGUCAAGAGAUAAUAUACAAUGUCUCAGUAGAAAAUUAGCAAAGAACUGUGUAUUAGUGAAACUUUGCAUUUACAUCAUGUACAGAACCGAGAAGUUUGUGUGUUCUCCAUUUUUUAAUUAAGGUGUUUGGACUGUUACUAGAGUAGUACACUACAUGAAUGUGAGCACUGUCUACAAAUAAAUUACACCAAGAUCUUUUUUAAUGAAGCUUUCUUUUUUUUUAAUGUUGGAGGAUGUGAUUUAUGCCACAACAAUUUGAGCUGAAAUUUUUUCAGCUAAGGAGUUUGAACUAUGACUGUUAUGACCUUUGGCUUAACACUUGCUUCUUGAUAUAUUGAACAGACAUGGUUUAUUGCUAGGUGUCUUCCUGAAACAGAAAGAGCACACUUGAAAAGUUUACCAGUCUCAUAGACCUGUGUCAGUAUAAGUGUGUUUUUUCAUUUGUUUUACACUGUUGCAAGGCUUACAACAAAUGCCUGCACUGAGUCACAAGUUACUUAUCAUUAUGUAAUUUCUCCAAUAAAAAUAGACUGCAAGAACAUGCAAAAUAUAUGGGGUAUUCUUAACAGUCACAACACAACUCAACUCACCAGUAGAAUUGUUGUCACUUAUCAUAAUUGUAUUUUAAUUGUGAUGUAAUUUUGCCAUUUCGAUGGAAGUCUGAAUGAAUAGAACAUCAUUUAUCAAUUAUUGUAUAGCUUAUUACAAAAACUGAUACACAGUUAUUUGCAUUUUUCAAAUAAAUUGGCUAAUAAGAUAUUAAUUGUAAAAUUGAAGUUAAAGCUGAUAUUCUUUUUUUCUAAUUUUGUAAAACUCUGUAUCUUAGCAUCAUACUGUGUUUGUGAAAUAUCUUUAUUUUAGUUUAUCACAGGUGAUGUAUGUUUUAUGAGUUGUUUGUUGGCAGAAGUGCUGUCUGGUGGUAAUAAGUUGAUUUUUCAAAUAUUGGAUUGUUAACAAUAUUGGCAUCAUUCAUAUGAGAGUUUUUAUGUGAAAUAGAGUUGAUAUUCCUAUUAAUUGUAUAGAUUUUUUCCUGUAUUUGCCACUUUUAUAAUUUUCAUGGUUUUGUUUAUGUUGUCAUUUGUAUGUACUGUAUCUUAUGCUUGGUGGGAAUACCCUCCCAUAAAACACAUCAGAAACUCUUGCACACUUCCUGUCCAGCUCCAUACAGAUAACACAUCACUAUACACAUGUGUCAAUUAUAAGUAAACACAAGAUCUGUGGAAACAUUAAUAACCAAUUGUAAUAACUAAUAACUACAUACCUACUAACAAAAAUCAUGAGAAGAUAAAGGAAACAUUAAGAGUUUUAUAAAAUCAAUAAAAAUAAUUAUAAUAUCAAUUAGUUCUAACUAAUAUAUUCAGUUUAGCAAGAGGGACGUGCAGUAUAACACAACAGGCAGAACAACCCGCUACUUCAAAUAUACAUGUGCAUAUAAGGGACUGCACAGUAACGACCAAAAACCAUAAUACAGCAGUUUCCUCAUUUAUAACUAAUUUAAAACACCUUAUGAUGACUUUAUAGGUUGAAACAUGUUUUGAAUAGCUUUUAAUAAGUUAAAAGCGAUACAACAUGUAAAAGUUUUAAAGUUAAUAACUUUUAGUAAGUUUUAUAGGAAAACGUGCUGCACAUGAGACUGUGAAACCAUCUGAUACUAAAUGAAAUGCAGCAAGAUGCUACAAUUAUAAUAUUAUGAGUCUGUGAAACCAUUUGGUAUUAAAUAAUAGAAUUCAAUUCUUAAUUGGAUUCAUCAAGUUGAAGAAUGGAACUUCAAUGAUUCUGGAACAGUUAAAGGACAAUGCAUCUAUGAAUCUAAAGGAGCAAGAUCCAGUGGACACCUGAAGUUAUGCUGAAGGAUCAGCGCAUCUUCUAGGGGAACCUUGAUAUUAAUGAUGAUGAUGAUAUCAGUUUUAAUUUCAAUUUUACAAUUUUUAUUUUACUCAUCAAUUUGUUCAUACAUAAAAUGCAAAUAGUCACCAUUCAUCAUAAACUGUAUAAUACAUGGGAAACUUAAGAUGACUAUUUGGUAGUAAAAAUAUGUUGAUCUAUUUUUUAUUUACAGUGUAAUGGCAAAAUGACAUCAUAAUUAAUAAACGGUUGUGACACAUGACAGCAGUGUCAUUUGCUGGAUGGACCAUGUAUAUUUCAUACAAUGAAACAACAGGAUGCCACAAAGUAGAAAUAUAAAAUAUAUAUCAUUUUCAUUCUUUCAAGUAUUAUGCCUGUUAAAGCCUCCCAGAAAAUCCUUCCAUAGUUUCAAAAGUCUUCCCAAAUUUCUUUCUCAUUCUGGUUGACUUUUAAAAUCUUUUCUGGAACCCAGGCAGUUCAUGUUAUCAAUGCGUUUUUUUUCUGAUUUCUUCUGUAGUCCAUAAAUUAUGUUAUUUGUGGUUAUAACUCUCCAAUUUCUUUUACAGUCUGAAAGAGUGUGUUCCAUAGUACUCCUCAUGAAACACAUUUCUGCGAUAUUAAUCUUCUCUCAUCAAUUCUUUUUUCCUUUAGAGAAAUUUGUAUUCUUGUGUGCCUUAAAAAUUACAAAUGAUUUAAAUAUCUAAUUCAUAAUUCCUAGUAUUUCAACAGGAUUUACAAUUUUUACAUUCAAAUCUAUCUCUCCUUCAGAGGAUGUAUAUAUUUUUUUUUUUUUGCUUUGGUGCUGCAGCCCCAAUUUGGGCCUUGGCCUACC
Messenger RNA from Cryptotermes secundus, 14942 nucleotides. It is a transcript of the gene e(y)3, whose product is annotated as titin. The record is from RefSeq and is a predicted model, not a curated record. The coding region runs from base 556 to 12168 and encodes 3870 amino acids. Lineage: Eukaryota; Metazoa; Arthropoda; Insecta; Blattodea; Kalotermitidae. The transcript is spliced from 13 exons. Gene Ontology annotation, cellular component: npBAF complex.